UAAUUAGAUUAUCAAAUUGAACAAAUUGAAACUAUUCGAAAUUCAAUAGUAUUGUUAUGUUCCCGUAUCCUGGCAACCAACACUGAAGUCCUUACUCGAUUUGCUAGUUAAAGUGUACUGUACACAUUUUUUUAUUAGCUAACCAUCAAUACUUUUUUUUUAAACUAGAUUAAAUGUUUUGCAAAUUAAAAUUAUAGUAUUGCUCUUCUAAAACAUUAUGUAUAUUUUUGAAAUUUAAUUAAUUCAAUUUUAAAUUCGAUUCUAGAAUGACUCCUAAAAUAUAAUGAUAACCCUAAUAAAUCUAAAAAAAGAUAAAUAAACAAUAAUCAUGUCAGGAAGAGGAUUUUGCAUUAAAGUAGAAAUUGAUUUACAUGCUGUAAGUAUUUUCAUUUCUGAAUUUUCAUCUCUUCUAAUUAUUAAAUUAUCAAUUAAAAUUAAUUUUCUUCUGCAAAUUUUAAGUUUAAAUUUUUCUUUUCAGAUCACGUGUCCUGGAGUUUGGCUCUGUCCUAAUGGCAAAGUGGCACUUCGCAUAAAUACUUUAAAGUCGUCUAUUGAAUCUCAUCGAAUUUCGCCAAUUUUUCCAUUAUUAUUUCAUGAUAAAUUUACCUUUAAAAUGGUCUUUCGCGGAGUUACUUCCCUUGCCGCUUUGCAAUGUAGUUUAGAGGAUGAAUUUUUCUAUGCAGAAUUAUUGCAAUGGACCGAAAAUUCCACUGGAUUUGUGAUUUUAUCGACGUUUGAAACAAAUUUAGCUGAUUUAUUAUAUCCUUCAUCUUGCUUUAAAGGAUUGCUUGCUGGUGUUGAUGUUGAUUUGUUGAUGGAGCCCACCAAAUUUUUUCCCGGUAUUUUGGCUCCAAAAAUAGAAGUUUCAACAAAAACAAUGGUGGAAGAAAUUGUUGGAAUUUGUGAUUCGAAUGCAACAGGAGCAUUCGUUAUGAAUCCGAAAGUAAUUCAUUCCAAGAAUGCAUCCAAUAUUAAUCGGAAACAGCCUACAAAGGGAAUUAUUAGACAAAGAAAAGUUUGUCAUAGUAAAGGAAAAGCUAAAUAUCAACCUUGUCAUUCAUGUAAAAAAGUAACAAGGCUAAAAGUUGCAAGAUCUUGUUCUCCAGUGUCAUCUGAUCGUAAUACUGAAUCACCGUUUGAAUGUUAUCAUAAACAAUCGAAAAUAUCCAAUUCUAGUUGUGCUAAAUCUCAAAAAAAUUGUCUUAAUCGAGAAAAUCAUAAAUUUGAAAAUUGUCCCGUUUGCUCAAAAUAUAAUUGUUAUUUUUCUGAAAAUUCAUAUGAAAAAGAAGAUUUCUGUUGUAAUAAAUGUGAGAACAAGAAAAUAAUUAAUUCCCCCGUAAAAACUCAUGAAGCAAUAAAUUCACAAUUAGAAAAAGAAAAUAAUUACGAAUUUCGACCUAAAAGUGUUCCUUCAUUAAAAGAUCCAGGAAAUUCAAUUUUAAGAGAUAGAAUACAUCAUCUUCAAAAAGCAAAAGAAAAAUUCUCUAAUGACACUUGCAUUGCAGACAGCGCCUGUGUUUGUGAUCCAUCUUAUGAUUAUUGUGAUCACAAUAGACCAGCAUUUUAUAAAAAUUUAGAAAAAUUUUAUAAAAGAAUGUAUAAACAAGCAAAACUACGUGCUGAACAAAUGGAUUGUUAUUGAGAUUUUAUCAAUCUUUGCUGGAUGAAUAAUUUACAUUAAUUUUUUGAAGAAUUUUCGUUUUAUUAUAU
Messenger RNA from Leptopilina boulardi, 1710 nucleotides. RefSeq lists its product as uncharacterized. Lineage: Eukaryota; Metazoa; Arthropoda; Insecta; Hymenoptera; Figitidae. The record is from RefSeq and is a predicted model, not a curated record. The transcript has 6 exons. Bases 329 to 1642 code for a protein of 437 amino acids. Gene Ontology annotation, biological process: spermatogenesis. Gene Ontology annotation, molecular function: myosin light chain binding.